Molecule: messenger RNA, 3940 nt
Organism: Microplitis demolitor
Lineage: Eukaryota; Metazoa; Arthropoda; Insecta; Hymenoptera; Braconidae
Gene: IA-2
Product: receptor-type tyrosine-protein phosphatase N2
Exons: 14
Coding region: 351-3434 (1027 amino acids)
Biological process (GO): protein dephosphorylation
Cellular component (GO): secretory granule
Molecular function (GO): protein tyrosine phosphatase activity
Source: RefSeq, a predicted model, not a curated record
UAAAAUCGAUUCGAAAUCUAUCGCACACCUCUUACUCUUAGUCUGUAAGGUUGUCUCAUAUUUUAUCAACAUCACCACUGCUAUCACUCUGUUUUACAUCAAAUUCAGUUGCUGUUUCAUUCGCGAGCCAUACGCUACUUAAAUUUUUAUUCCGAUCGCCAUUAAACCGCUCGCUCGCCCAUCCUUUAAUUUAAACUUUCAAUAAUGAAAUAAACAAUAAUAAUAACAGUAACAAUUAAAAUAAUCAUUUUUAUCAACAAACUGGACCUUCAUAAAAAUAUACUGACGUUAAAAAAUAAUAAAGACCCAAAGGAUAUUAUGCGACAUUAAGGAGAGACGGAAAAGCAUUAAUGGGUCGCAAAAAGUGGUGGAAAGGGGGCAGUAGCCUUUUAUUGCUGGUGUUUAUUUUUAUAAACAAGCAGGUGGUCCAUAGUGAUGGUGAAAUUGGCUGUUUAUUCGACCGAAAUGUUUGCGCAUCUGCUGAAGAAUCUUGUUUUGAUGAUGCUGCAUUCGGAAGAUGUAUUCCAUCUGUAGACGUCAGUGAUGAAGAUGUAUAUCAAUAUAAUUUGGACCCAAGACAAUUGGAAUUAUUGCGCAAGCAAUUGGAAAAACUUGUUGCUGAUAAAUAUGAGUGGUCUCAUCCAUACACUCAGUGUGUAAUGCAAAAUGCAUUGUACAGCAUUCGCAAUAAGUUUAAACAUGACAGUAAAAUAUGUAGAAAGUUGAAAAAUUUUACAGAAAAACCACUGGCUGAUUUGGUUGAUGAAUCUGAAACUGACGAUAUUUUACCAUUGGCUGUCGUUAAUUUUAUGCCGACUCGAGGUCAUGGUUACGGAGACUUUGCAAAUGAGAAAUAUUAUCCCCCUGUAUUGUCAGAACUCGAGGAACAUUCUUCUCAAAACAUCCAAGACUACCCAUAUGAUCCUUACUUGGUAAUAGAAGAACAACCCGAGCGUCAUCCAACUUUAAACUUUGAAAACAAUAAUAAUAACAAUGAGCAAUUAAUCUUUGAGCCCGACGAAUUAAACCAAAUAAACAAGUACGAUGACGAAGAACUUUAUGAAAUUUCUCGAAAGUUAGAUGAGUUGGAACGUCAGCGAAAAGUUAACGCAGCCAAAGAAACAACGAUAUUUCGAUCACGCCGUCAACCCCACGAUGAAAUUCCUCGUAGUUUAGGCGCCGAAGUUGACGACUACUUGGAAUAUUUGAAAGACUCUACAGAUAAAUAUGAAGAUGCAGAUGAAGAAAAUGAUGGAGAAGAUAAAAAUGACUCUUGGUUCGACACCAGCUCACUGAGAAAAUCUAAUAAUGAAAGAGUUGAUAAGUCAACACUUAAAGAUCUUGCGCGGAUGGAAUUUCUUAAAAAUGACAGGGCAUGGGAUGGACUCAGAGAUGAAGAAAGUACAGACGACAAAGAAGAAGAUGAUGAGAAAGAAAGUGAGGAGAUUGAAGAAAUAUUGAAUAAAGAUAAUGCUAAGUUAUUAAAAAAUAAUGAAACGCCAGAAGAAAACAGCGGAAUUUACUUUGAAGGAGGCUUCAUUAAGCCACUAAAUUAUAGAAAUAUUUAUGAAAAAGAACCGGAUAAUAUAAAUAUUGAUGAUCUUCCGUCAUUAAUUUGGAACAGAGAACUUUCGGGUUUCAAGAGACCAGAAAGACUUGACGUCAAAAAACCUGGGCCAUAUUUUUCAACAAAUAAUUUUGCUUUCAAAACUCAAACUUCUUCAUCAAUUGAAGACGAAGAGCUGGCGGACAAUGAGGAAGUCCUGAGGGCGCCGUUAGUAAAAAAAGAAUUGAUCGCUGGGAAAGACAUAACCAGAUUGUCUUUAGAGAAAGAUCCUGCAAAGUAUGACAACGUUGACAUGGAUCACGUUUACAUUCAAUUCAAAGAAGAGUUUCAUAAGUGGGCAGAAGGAAAGGAAAUUGUUGACAAGAUUGAAGAAUUACUUGGAUUAAAUUCCGGAGCUUUUUCAAAUCCCAGAGUCGGAAGAGCUGAAGUUACUUUCAAAGUAUUCAAAAAUUCGCGCAACAUGAAUCCUAUGGAAGUAGUAUCGCAGCUUGACAAUAUCAGAGGAAAAUUGCGGGAAACUAUGAAUGUAAAUAUAAUAAAAGCGGGAAUUGGUGAUAAGAUAAAACUCCCGCCAAUGCUAGAAAUAACAAACGUUGAAUAUUCAAUGAGUUCAAUGUUCUUUGCCGGAUUAGUAAUUGCGGGAGUUACAGCAGCUGCUGCAGCAGCAAUAAUAACUUUGAUAAUAGCACGCCGUCACGCUAAAACAAGAGCCAAAUUAGCAGGACUCGCGACUCCAGAUCCUGAAGCUUCGAAUGAUUAUCAAGAAUUGUGUCGCGCACGAAUGCAUGCUAAGCAACCUCCUGAAAAAGUUGAGGUGCCGCGCGUUGCUAAAUUGUCUAAAGAGAGCGAAUCAAAUCGCUCGAGUACUUCUUCUUGGGGAGGUGAAGAAGCUGCUGCACUUUCAAAUAUGGACAUAUCUACUGGACACAUGGUCCUGUCAUACAUGGAAGACCACUUGAAAAAUAAAGACAGGUUGGAUAAAGAGUGGGAAGCUAUUUGUGCUUAUCAACCUGAUCCAUCUUCAACAGCAAUUGCUGCUAACAAAGCUAAUGCUAAUCGUAAUCGUCCUUGCUCAGUACAUCCUUAUGAUCACUCAAGAGUUGUCCUUAAUGAUCUUACUAAUAUCAGCAACUCUGAUUAUAUCAAUGCAUCAACCAUCACUGAUCAUGAUCCGCGCAACCCGGCUUACAUAGCAACUCAAGGACCAUUGCCACAGACAUCAGCGGAUUUCUGGCAAUUAGUUUGGGAGCAAGGAAGCGUGGUGAUCGUUAUGCUAACCCGAUUAACUGAAGAAGGGCGUGCCAUGUGCCAUAGAUAUUGGCCAGAAGAAGGCUCUGAGCUUUACCAUAUCUACGAAGUUCAUCUUGUCUCCGAGCAUAUUUGGUGCGAUGAUUAUUUAGUGCGUUCGUUUUACCUUAAAAAUUUGCGUACAGGAGAAACUCGCACUGUAACACAAUUCCACUUCCUUUCGUGGCCCGAAAAUGGAAUCCCACAGUCAACUAAAUCACUUUUAGAAUUCCGUAGAAAAGUCAACAAAUCUUAUCGCGGCAGAUCAUGUCCAAUUGUUGUCCACUGCAGUGACGGGGCAGGAAGAACGGGUACUUAUUGUCUUAUCGACAUGGUACUUAACCGUAUGGCAAAAGGCACCAAGGAAAUAGACAUUGCCGCAGCACUCGAGCAUAUCAGAGACCAAAGACCAGGAAUGGUAGCAACGAAACAACAAUUUGAAUUUGUUCUUGUUGCUGUUGCUGAAGAAGUACAUGCAAUAUUAAAAGCAUUACCAGUUCAAACAGAAAAAUCGACUGACAAAACAAAUAACUCACCACCACCGACAACUGGCACUUCAACUACCACAUCUGGGCAAUGAGAAAUAAUAUUUUAAAUAAAUAUAUAUGACAAAAUAAUAAUUUAUGUAGUAACAAAUCAAAUAAUCAGACUAUUUUGGCUUAUCGACUACUGAAGGAAUGCUGACAAGAUGAUUGAUAAUGACAACCAUCAGAUUAAUUAUUAAUCAGUUAUUUUUAUUAAAUAUUAUUUAAUACUUUUUGUGAGGAGAAUUAAUUUUUUUUAGCUCACGAUAUUAAUCUGUGUCUUUUUUUAAUCUUAAAAGUCAAUUUUAAUACUCUUACAACAAAAAAAUUAUGUUUUAUAUAUUAAAGAAACAAAGUCCAAGUUUAUAAUCUUUAUACACGGCCUAUUUGAACAAACAAACAAAAAAAAUACGUAACCGUCUUUUGUAACUCUUCAAAAAAUAUAAAAAUUUAUUCCACUGGGUUUUGAAAUUAAUAAUAAUUUGUGGGUAAAUAAAAUAUAUCUCUGGCUAUCAUAAAACUCUUCUACGAUGAUAAAUUUAUAUCUAACAAAAAAAUAGCU